UUCCCUCUCCUAUCCACCCCGAGACAAGUGUCCAGAGAGGGAGAGGGAGAGGGAGAGGCAGAGACAGGCAGGUCCAGCUCUCGCGCUCAGGCUGCGGCGAUGUGUGAUGCUUGAGCAGGUGCUUGACUACUGGUUCCUGGCGAAGGAGGCGGUAUCGGGGAUGGGACUCUGGGGCUGGCCGUGGGGGCGCCGGGGCCCGUCGGGCUUCGGCUCGGCCUCCACCGCCGAGGAGGUCACCGCCGGCGUCGACGCCAGCCAUCUCACGGCCAUCGUCACAGGAGCAACAAAUGGAAUUGGAAAGGAAACAGCCAGAGUUCUAGCGCUGAGGGGAGCGGAAGUGAUCAUACCAGCAAGGACACUGGAGAGCGGCCUGAAGGUGAAAGAGAGCCUUGCUGAACAGGUUCCGGGCUCCAAGCUGCAUGUCAUGGAGAUGGACCUGAGCUCUCUCAGCUCCGUCCGCAACUUCGCGCAGUCCUUCAAUUCGUCUCAUAAGCACCUGAACAUCCUCAUAAACAAUGCAGGGAUUAUGGCAUGCCCUUACCAGCUGUCCGAGGAUGGGAUUGAACUGCAGUUUGCAACGAAUCAUCUCGGCCAUUUCUUGCUGACGAAUCUCCUACUCGACAAGAUGAAAUCAACUGCCAGUCAGACUGGUGUGCAAGGCAGGAUCAUAAACGUAGCUUCUGUUGCGCAUAAAAGAAGUGAUGGUACAUGCUUUGAGCUGGACAAGCUAAACGAUAAGGCUAGGUACAAACCAUUCAUUGCAUAUUCACAUUCCAAAUUGGCCAAUAUUCUUCAUGCAAAUGAGCUGUCUAGGCGUUUUCAGGAAGAAGGAUGCAAUCUGACAGCAAAUUCCCUGCAUCCUGGAGUAAUCUUCACCAAUAUCGUCCGGUACAUUGCAGGAAACAGUGCGCUACUCUCAGUUGUCUCCCCUGUGGCAAAACUUGUUCUGAAGGGCGUACCCCAGGGAGCUGCAACUACUUGCUACCUGGCAUUGCACCCUGAUCUGAAAGAUGUAUCUGGCAAAUACUUUGCGGAUUGCAAUGAAGCAACACCGACCCCAGUCGCAAGAGAUGCAGAGCUGGCAAAGAAGCUAUGGUUAUUCAGUGAAGAACUUUUAGGGGCCAAUGCGGUGCAGGAAUAUCAUGAUUCAUGACUGCACUAGCAUAUUCAUGAAUAAAGUCAUUUAGGAGAUAUCUGAAAAGAAAGUUUUUUUUGGGGUCCCUGGACAUUGUAAAGGCGCUCUAGGAAUUACAGGGUCGAGUUUGAGUGGCCAACUUUCCUUGGAUGCUUGCUCAUGGUGUUGUGCAGAAUUAAAGCAACAAAAUAAGAUCUAGAAUGAAUUCUAAUGAAUUAUUACAAAUCCAACAUUUGGUGA
This is a messenger RNA of Setaria italica (foxtail millet), 1375 nucleotides long. RefSeq names its product short-chain dehydrogenase TIC 32, chloroplastic. The transcript is spliced from 8 exons. The record is from RefSeq and is a predicted model, not a curated record. The coding region runs from base 107 to 1153 and encodes 348 amino acids. Lineage: Eukaryota; Viridiplantae; Streptophyta; Magnoliopsida; Poales; Poaceae.